Molecule: messenger RNA, 2140 nt
Organism: Nannospalax galili (Upper Galilee mountains blind mole rat)
Lineage: Eukaryota; Metazoa; Chordata; Mammalia; Rodentia; Spalacidae
Gene: Rft1
Product: RFT1 homolog
Exons: 13
Coding region: 54-1679 (541 amino acids)
Biological process (GO): dolichol-linked oligosaccharide biosynthetic process; glycolipid translocation
Cellular component (GO): endoplasmic reticulum membrane
Source: RefSeq, a predicted model, not a curated record
GACCGAACGGCCGCUGGCAGGCGUUUCCUCUUGUGAGCCCAGGCGCCGAGACCAUGGGCAGCCAGGAGGUGCUGGGCCAGGCGGCCCGGUUGGCCUCCUCCGGUCUCCUCCUGCAGGUAUUGUUUCGAUUAAUCACCUUUGUCUUGAAUGCAUUUAUUCUUCGCUUCCUGUCAAAGGAGAUCGUUGGCAUAGUGAAUGUCAGAUUAACACUGCUUUACUCAACCACCAUUUUCCUGGCCAGAGAAGCCUUCCGCAGAGCUUGCCUGAGUGGGAGUGCCCAGCGGAACUGGAGUCAAACUCUUAACCUCCUGUGGCUAACAGUUCCCCUGGGUGUGUUUUGGUCCUUAUUCUUGGGCUGGAUCUGGUUGCAGUUGCUUGAGGUGCCUGAUCCAAAUGUGGUUGCCAACUAUGGAACUGGAGUUGUGCUGUUUGGUGUCUCAGCAGUGGUGGAACUUCUAGGAGAGCCUUUCUGGGUCUUGGCACAAUCAUACAUGUUCGUUAAGCUCAAGGUAAUUGCGGAGAGCAUGGCAGUCAUCCUCAGGAGUGUCCUGACAGCUUUUCUGGUGCUGUGGUUGCCUCACUGGGGUCUGUUCAUUUUCUCUCUGGCUCAGCUUUUUUAUACUGCAGUUCUGGUGCUCUGCUACGUUACAUAUUUCACAAAAGUACUGCGUUCCCCAGAAUUAACCAAGCAACAAACUCUUCCUGUUUCCAGAAUAACAGAUCUGUUACCUAAUAUUACUAGAAGCAGAACUUUUGUCAAUUGGGAAGAGGCUAAAUUGACGUGGAGUUUUUUCAAACAGUCUUUCUUGAAACAGAUUUUGACAGAAGGCGAGCGAUAUGUGAUGACAUUUUUGAAUGUGUUAAAUUUUGGUGAUCAGGGUGUAUAUGAUAUAGUGAAUAAUCUUGGGUCCCUUGUGGCCAGGUUGAUUUUCCAGCCAAUAGAGGAGAGUUUUUAUAUAUUCUUUGCUAAGGUGCUGGAGAGGGAAAAGGAUUCCACGCUUCAGAAGCAGGAGGAUAUUGCUGUGGCUGCUGCCGUUUUGGAGUCCCUUCUCAAGCUGGCCUUGCUGGUCGGCCUGACCAUCACUGUUUUUGGCUUUGCCUAUUCUCAGCUGGCUCUGGACAUCUAUGGAGGGGCCAUGCUUAGCUCAGGAUCAGGUCCUGUUUUGAUGCGUUCUUACUGUCUCUAUGUCCUCCUGCUUGCCAUAAAUGGAGUGACUGAGUGUUUCACAUUUGCUGCCAUGAGCAAAGAGGAGGUUGACAGGUACAAUUUCACCAUGCUGGCGCUGUCUUCUUCCUUUCUGGUGUUGUCUUAUCUUCUGACCAGUUGGUGUGGCAGUGUGGGCUUCAUUUUGGCCAACUGCUUUAACAUGGGCAUUCGGAUCACACAGAGCCUUUGCUUCAUUCACCACUACUUCCAAGGGAGUGCACAUAGGCCCCUGGCCGGCCUGUACCUGUCACCAGUCCUCCUUGGGGUGUUUGCCCUCAGUGGUGGGAUUACUGGUAUUUCAGAGGCAUUCCUCUGCUGUGAGCAGGGCUGGCCCACCAGGCUGGGACACAUCAUUGUGGGGGCCAUCUGCUUAGGAGUGACCCUUGGGACAGUGUUCCUCACAGAGACCAAGCUGAUCCAUUUUCUCAGGACUCAGUUGGGCCGAACCAGACUCACUGACAAAAUGAUAUGACUUAAGUGAUGCUUGAACACUUGUGGUACCUGGACCUACCAUGGGGAGAUUCUUGAACAGAACGUGUUGCUGUGCAAAAGCCCUGCUGAGGGCUCUGCAGUGGAAUUAGAGCCACCCUGGAGGUGAAACCACAGAGGAAGUAUCGUCCACUUGAAGUCUUCCAGCCAAAGGAGGAAUGUCUUUUUUAAGUAAAAACCCAAGAGUCCUUUUAAAAGAGACACAAUUCUUUUGCCAUUUUGUUCUAAUCUGCAUUUUGCCUAUUAAUGAAUUAAUCUCCUUCAAGAAUGAUCACCUUUUGAAGCUACAUGCUCCAACAAACUCUGUCUUGGAUGUUAAUAAGAAUCAUCAUUUGGCCAAGAAAAGGAGAUAUAGCCACUGACCCUUCACAGGAAUAGUUUUUCUGUACAAGAGGCAUGAGCCCUAGUGUAACACACCAAACAGGAACAAAGCGUAGCCUCAGA